ACUGUCACAACUGUUGAAAAACAUGAUACUUAUUACAUGUGAAAAAAGUGCUUCCUAUUUGAAAUUGUAUAAAAUUGUUACAACUGAUAGACUGCAGUUAAAUACUAAAUAGCCUACACAGUAUUUGCAAAUGUAUAAAAUUUUUAAAUUGGUUAAUUAGUUAAAAUAGGAAACAUGUCAAAGUGGAUUGGAUAUGCUGUGUCCGUCAACUGUGGUGAGCCAUUGGGCUGCUACCAGGGGACCAUACUAGAGGCAGACGGGACUACGAUCACUUUGACUAAGGCAUUUAGGAACGGAUUCCCCUAUCCGAAAUCCCAAGUAACACUAAAUGCGGCUGACAUAAAGGAUCUGAAAAUAAUUGAGGAGGCGAAAUCAAAGUCAGCAGAACAGACACACAGCACAGUGGCUGUAAAGAAUAAUAGGAAAGGCUCGAGAGCAACAGUUUGUGAAAAUUUACAAGCAAACCCCUCUCACUCUGGUAAUCAACAAAGUGUCAAUGUUAGUAACAAGACUGCGCCUUCCCGAUGCCCCGUUCAAGCACCAACACGAAGCAAGCCCAUUGACAUACAGGGAUCGAGAAAUAAUAAAAAUAAUCAUUCUGGUAGCUUCGGCAACGCCGGAUCGACGCCCAAGGGCCGCGGCGGCGGUCCCUUCCACGAAAAAGCGCGGCGGCGGAACGAGGCGUGCUUCGGCGACGCCGCGGAUCCCGCGCUCGACGACGACUUCGACUUCGAGGGGAACCUCGCGCUCUUCGACAAGCAGGCGCUGUGGCGCGAGAUGGGCUCCGCGGCGCGGCCCGACGUCGUGCGCGCGGCGGACGAGGCGGCGCGCUUCCGGCACGACGAGAACGUGCUGGGCGCCGCGCCCGCGCCGCGCGACAUCCGCCUGCCCGACGAGCUGCGCGGGCCCGUCGUGUUCAGCGCCGACGACGGCCGCCGCGUGCCCGCCGCCGCGCCCGCGCUGCGCCGCGCGCUGUGGGCCGGCCUGCGCCGCGCCGGCCUGCUGCCCGCCGCGCACACGCUGCUGGCGCGCGCCGCCGCCGACGUGGCGCUGCGCCUGGCGGGCGGCGGCCGGCGCCUCGAGGCGCGCAACGCGCACCAGGCGCCCGUGGCCGUGGUGCUGGCGGGCGCGCACCGCGCGGGCGCGGGCGGCGCGGAGGCGGCGCGCGUGCUGGCGGCGCACGGCGUGCGCGCGCACGUGCUGCUGGCGCCCGGCGCCGCCGCCGCGCCCGCGCUGCGCGCCGAGCUGGCCGCGCUGGCGCUGGCCGGCGUGCCGGCGCACGAGGCCGCGGCCACGCUGCCGCCGCCCGACGUGGUGCUGCUGGCGCUGCACGACCCGCUGGAGCCGCGCGAGGCGCCGGCGGAGGCGCUGGCGUGGGUGCGCGGCGCGCGCGCGGCCGUGGUGGCGGUGGAGCCGCCGGCGGCGGGCUGGGACGGCGUGUGCGCGCGCGCCUCGCUGCUGGCGGGGCUGCCGGCCGCGCUGCCGCCGGCGCUGGGCCGCGUGUACCUGGCCAACGUGGCGCCGCCGGCCGCGCUGUUCCGCGAGCUGGGCGUGUCCUACCGCCCGCCCUUCGGCGCCAGCUCCGUGCUCGCGCUCGACUGAGCGAGCGAACGAGCGAGCGAGCGCCGACCGAACGAGACCGUGUAUUUUUAUAUUGACGAAUAGAUUCUAAAUCUGA
Messenger RNA from Melitaea cinxia (Glanville fritillary), 1678 nucleotides. It is a transcript of the gene Edc3, whose product is annotated as enhancer of mRNA-decapping protein 3. Gene Ontology annotation, biological process: P-body assembly; deadenylation-independent decapping of nuclear-transcribed mRNA. The record is from RefSeq and is a predicted model, not a curated record. Gene Ontology annotation, cellular component: P-body. NCBI's taxonomy places the organism in Eukaryota, Metazoa, Arthropoda, Insecta, Lepidoptera, Nymphalidae. Gene Ontology annotation, molecular function: mRNA binding. The transcript is spliced from 4 exons. The coding region runs from base 175 to 1602 and encodes 475 amino acids.